Messenger RNA from Gamsiella multidivaricata, 846 nucleotides. RefSeq names its product Gar1/Naf1 RNA binding region-domain-containing protein. The transcript is spliced from 5 exons. The coding region runs from base 120 to 734 and encodes 204 amino acids. The record is from RefSeq and is a predicted model, not a curated record. Gene Ontology annotation, biological process: snoRNA guided rRNA pseudouridine synthesis; ribosome biogenesis. Lineage: Eukaryota; Fungi; Mortierellomycota; Mortierellomycetes; Mortierellales; Mortierellaceae. Gene Ontology annotation, molecular function: box H/ACA snoRNA binding. Gene Ontology annotation, cellular component: box H/ACA snoRNP complex.
CUUCGCUUGCACCGUUUGCAAACACCCUCUACUCCACCGAUUAGCUCCCCCUCGUCAAACACUUGCGUUCCUGCCAGUGUUGUCCUUUCAUUUCCCCAACACACAUCACAUAAUACAGCAUGAGCUUUAGAGGAGGUCGAGGUGCCCCCAGAGGAGGCCGUGGCGGUUUCGGAGGCGGCUCCCGUGGUGGACGUGGAGGCUUUGGAGGUGGAGGAGCACCUUCGUUCGGCCCCCCAGAGUCCGUUCUUGAAAUCGGCCAGUUUAUGCAUGCUUGCGAGGGCGAGAUGGUCUGCAAAUCGACCAAUGUCAAGAUCCCAUACUUCAAUGCCCCUAUCUAUCUCGAGAACAAAAGCCAGAUCGGAAAGGUCGACGAGAUUCUCGGACCAAUGAACGAGCUCUACUUCACGAUCAAGCUGCAGGAUGGAAUGGUCGCCACCUCCUUCAAACCCAACGACAAAGUAUUCAUUGCUCCUGACAAGCUCCUGCCCCUGGAGCGCUUCUUGCCCAAGCCCAAGGUCGUUGGUGGAAAGGUUGCCAAGCGCGGAGGCAUGCAAGGCAUGAAUGCCGGACGUGGAGGACGCGGCGCUCCACGCGGUGGCGCUCGUGGUGGCCGAGGAGGUGCACCUCGCGGUGGUCCAUCCCGUGGUCGUGGUGCUCCCCGCGGUGCUCCUCGUGGUCGUGGCGGUUUCAGCCGUGGAGGCUUCGGAGGUGGUCGUGGUCGCGGAGGGUUCUAAGUUGGUUGCGGGAACAUGAAGGAUGUCUUGACCAGAGGAUGAAUGCAUUUUGUUCGUUUUGUUUUUAUUGGCCCAUUGUAAUAAAUCGCUCCUGAAGCACAUUGGAGGCACU